AUGUAAAGAUUAAUGAUUUAGAAUUUGAUUAUUUAUUAAAAAGAAAACAAGAGUUGUCAAUACAAGAUUAAGGAGAUCAAAUUAAUUCUUAAUUUAGAGAAUUGUAAAACAUAUGAAUAAAAAAUAUACCUCAUAAUUAAUUUACAAAUAAAUGAUGGGGUUUAAUAAUUUUAGUAUUUAAUUAAAACUCUCCUGAGAAAUCAGAUCUUAGAUAAGUUUCAUUUGAUAAAUUUUCUGAAGAAAAAGAGAUUAUCGAAGAGUAAGUGUAGAAGCUAGAUAAAAAAUAAUAGUUUUCAACUUAACAAUUAAAAUUAGAUAUUUAUUAAUUUUUUGAAGAUUUAGACACAAUUUAAUUAAAAUAUUUCACUUAAUAAUAAAUGUUUUUUGAUUUUUUAAAAAUAGGUGUAUUGAUCAAAGGUUAAACUUUAAUGUAAUAAAAGCCUUUUGAUUAUGGAGGAUUUGAAAAAUUUUAUAUUGUUAUAAAUAACAACAUUUUAUAGUCUUAAAAACUAAUAUAUCUUUUGAAAUAGGAGUUUGAUUAAUUUAAGAAAUCAGAAACGGAUGUUGUUAAUUGAAGUAAGGACAAAAGUAUGACUAAUAUUAGGUAGUUUUUAAGAAAGUAAAUCUGAAUGUAAAAUUUGAAAAUGUGAUAUUCAUAUACAAAACAUUAGAUAGAUAAAGAAGCAGUUUACUAGGUAUUCUAGAUGAAGAAGGAGAUUUCCUUAUAGUUUCAAUUGUAAUUCAACCUAAUAAUAAAUAACAAUCUAAUUAUUCUAAAUACUAUUAUUUAUAUUAUUGUAAUUAUCGAUAAUUAAGAGUGUGUAGAUCGAUAAUCAUUUGA
Messenger RNA from Paramecium sonneborni, 841 nucleotides. The record is from the annotation of a GenBank genome assembly. NCBI's taxonomy places the organism in Eukaryota, Ciliophora, Oligohymenophorea, Peniculida, Parameciidae.